CCAACCCCAACCCUGGCCAAGGGCAGGAAGGUCAUGCUGCCCUGCAGCUUCUCCCCAGGGCAGCAUGCACAGGACAUGGAGGUGACCUGGUUUUGGGAGCAGUUCUCCCCCUUUGUGCAUCGCUACAAGGGGAGACAGGACCAGUAUGGGGAGCAGAUGCUUCAAUACCAAGGGCGUACUGAGCUGCUGAAGGAUGGCCCUGCCCAGAGCAGCACACACUUGAAAAUUUUCCAUGUCCAGCUCUCUGACAGGGGAGAUUACACCUGUUUUGUUCAACAUGGCUUAGAUUACGUCAAGGCUGUGGUAGAGUUCAAGGUGACAGCCAGUGGCUCUGCCCCAUACGUCGAGGGGGGGAUCCGGGUGUCCUGCAGCUCAGCCAGCUGGUACCCAUGGUCUCCGGUGCUGUGGCAAGAUUCCGUGGGUGGCAGCUCCCGUCCCACUGGGAAGACACUACCCUGGAUGAGAACGGGCUCUGCAGUGGAGAGCAGCAGAGGUGUGACCCAGAAACUCUCCUGCUCUCUGCAGCAUGUCCCGCUCAGACUGGAGCAGGGGGCAGCCCUUUAUUCCAUCUCACCUGCAGUGAACAUGGUUCUGGAUCCAGACACAGCCCACUGGGACCUUGUCCUGUCUGAUGAUGGCAUCCCUGCCAUCCCUGAGAGAUUUAACCCAUGCUGCUGCGUGCUAGGCUCUGACGGCUUCACCUCAGGGAGACAGUAUUGGGAAGUGAAGGUGAUGGAUACAGGAAGAUGGGCCAUGGGAGUCUCUACAGAAGAUGUGAAAAAGAAGGAUGAUAUUGAAUUUAAGCCAGAGAAAAGCAGCUGGGCAGUGGGGCUGUUGGCAGCGUACUUCCUAGCUCUCACCUCUCCCGAUCGCACUCUCCUUCCUGAAAUCAGUACUCCCAAACAGAUCUGGAUCUGUCUGGAUUAUGAAGAGGGAUGGGUAGCAUUUUUCAGUGUUGACGAGGGUGCUUCCAUCUUCACAUUUCCACUGGUAUUGUCUGAGAGAAAAACAAUCCACUUUUGGUUCUAUCUGGGUCUUGGGGCCUCUCAAAAUAUGACUGUGAUGAAUGGGAGGGAGUGAGAUAAGGCUUUUCUAGAAGAACUUGGUAGUUCAUACUCACAGAAGGAUUGAGGUUAGAAGGAACCUGUGGAGGUUUCUGUGGCAACCAGCUGCUCAGAGCUGGGUUAACCUGAGGGCUGUGUUAGGUGUUUUUGGACCUUGUUCAGCUGAGCUGUGUUGG
Messenger RNA from Vidua macroura (Pin-tailed whydah), 1240 nucleotides. RefSeq names its product butyrophilin subfamily 2 member A1-like. NCBI's taxonomy places the organism in Eukaryota, Metazoa, Chordata, Aves, Passeriformes, Viduidae. Gene Ontology annotation, molecular function: protein binding. The record is from RefSeq and is a predicted model, not a curated record.